Molecule: messenger RNA, 1441 nt
Organism: Nezara viridula (southern green stink bug)
Lineage: Eukaryota; Metazoa; Arthropoda; Insecta; Hemiptera; Pentatomidae
Source: the annotation of a GenBank genome assembly
AUGGGUGGAUUCAGGAUGACUACGGCUCUUGUUCAUCACGAACUCAGGACUAGGUCAACAGCCUUAGGCAAGUCCCUAGUCUUAACAGAUCCAUUCAUAAUAAUCUCACGACAUUCUGUUAAAUGGAUUGGAAGAUAUUUGGCUAAAAAACUUUUGGAGUGUGAUGCAUCUGUAGUUGCUCUCUGUCAAAGUGAAAAUGACUUGGCUUCGUUAAAAGGAGAAGUUCCUGAUAUUACUACCAUUGCGGUUGAUAUUACUGAUACUGAAAAAAUGACCAGUCUGGUCGAGGGUCACGGCCCUUACCAUGGUUUGGUUAAUAACGCCGCCUUCGUUGAACUGCAGCCAUUUCUCGAAGCAACUCCUGAAUGUAUUGACAGCCAAGUCGUUGCCAAAUCAAUGAUCGACAAUGAAAUUCAAGGCAGUAUAGUAAACGUAUCAUCACAAGCGUCAUUGAUUGCACUCAAAGACCACGCUGUCUACGGCGGCACAAAAGGAGCUUUGGAUAUGGUUAGCAAAGUGAUGGCUUUGGAGCUGGGUAGCCAAUAUUGCAUCAGAGUUAAUUGCGUCAACCCCACGAUCGUAUUGACGGAAAGGGGGAUAGGAAGGUGUUUAGCUAAGAAGCUGACCGAGUGUCAUGCAGAAGUAGUAGCUCUCUCACGGACUGCAAAACACUUGAAUUCGUUAAAAAAAGAAGUCCCUGAAGUCACUACGAUUGCGGCUGAUGUAACAGAUACUGAACAAGUGACGUGCUUGAUCGAGGAGCACGGCCCAUUUCAUGGUUUGGUUAAUAACGCUGGGAGCAAUUUUCUUCAACCAUUUUUGGAAGUAACACCUAAGUGUUUUGACAAGUUAUUCGAUGUUAACGUUAAAGCACCAAUCUUAAUCAGUCAAGCUGUUGCUAAAGGGAUGAUCGACAACAAAAUUGGUGGCAGUAUAGUAAACGUUUCCUCACAGGCUUCGUUGAUUGCACUCCAUGAUCACACAGUCUACUGCGGGUCAAAAGGAGCUCUAGACACUAUUACCAAAGUAAUGGCCUUGGAACUGGGAAAAUAUUGCAUUAGGGUCAAUUAUAUUAUUGAAGUGGUCAACGCAAUCAUUUACUUGCUAAGUGACGCCUCCAGUAUGGUCAAUGGUGUGAUGCUUCGCGUUGAUGGAGGAGCUACAGCUAAUUAAACUAUUCAAUUUUUCUAUGAUGAAUGUAAUUAAUGUCAUUAUUUAUGAAUUAAAAAAAAAAAACAAAUAAUCAUUACCUGUAUUAAUAGAAGUGCUGUAAAUAUCAUUUGUGCAGUUAUUGUUUUUUCUAGCAUUAUCUUCUUAUUGUAGGAGUCCUCAAACUUUUUCUACCUAAAGAUACAGGUAUAUAUAGGUAGUGGAAAAAACUUAUUUAUGAUUAUCUUUAAUUUUAUUUGUUAAUAACAAAAAAAUUAACAUAGAAACAAAA